AUGGGCCGGAACACCGUCCCGGAAGUGAAAACCCCCGCCCCCUCCCCUGGAGCGGGCGACGUGCCGGAAGGAAAUCACUCACCCUUCUACCGUCCCCUUUCCCCCUCCCCCAGCGCUUUCCGUCCCCGCGCCCCCUCCCCGCUCCCUUCUUCCUCAUCUGCCGGUUUGGAGGGUGGGAGCUCGGCGUCACGACGGCCAUGGUGGCCCCGCCCACAAGUUGAGGGGGUGGAGCCCAAGGCGGGCCCGGAGGCCCGGACGAAGGCGUGGCUGGAGGAGGAGACUAAGGGGGAGGAGCUAAAGUCGACGCAGGCGGGGAAAGUGCGUCAUGACGUCACAGAGCGAAACCCUUAUGUACAGGCGCCCGGGCGCCAUCUCGGUCUUUCGAGGAUGGAAGUCGGUCGCAGCUGGAAUGAUGCUAGGCACGAGUGCAGUGUGGCAUCUGAUGGACGGUUCUGUGCCAAAGGAAUGAGAACUGCUGUUGGGGUCUUAAAGUGCAAGCAUCACACUCUGGCCAUGAGCAGACAGGCACUAAAAAGGACUAACUGGAAGUUGGAAUGGUGGACUUGAAUCUCUUGACAUGUCUGGACUGGCUUGAUUUGCUUCUUCUGUUGGAUACACAUUUUUUUAUCCAUGGAUGGCAAGCUUGGGAUGCAGGUUUUGGAGACACUAAAAAUAAAGGUGUGAAGCGUUGGGUUGGCUAUAAGCCGUGGAACAGAGUUGUAAGCAGAGGUAUGGUAGCUUUGAUUUUGGUUUCUUUCUAUGCUAAGUGGUUUAAAGCCGAUACAAUGAUGAUAACAUAGUUCAGCAGACUGACGGUGAUGAGCAAUAUUGUCUUUCGCUCCUAUCUGACGUAUCUGGCUGCAACAAUCAUAAUCUCAGAAAGGGGAGUUGGCCAUGUUCCCACAAAACAUUCAGGGGUUUGUAUAACUAAUGUGUUACACCAAACAUCCUAUGUGGUAAUGGAGGAUUAAUAACAUUUGGAGAAAUGAAGGUUAAUAACAUUCUGAACAAAUUUUUAUUGCUUAUAAACCUGUAGGUUACACCUGAAUUUUAAUUCAUUAAAUUGAAUUUUGCACUUAUUCACAGCAAAACUGAAGUACAGUUCUCAUAUAUAUACCUUGUAAUUGCACACCUCAUAGUCAACAUCCAGCCACCAGAGUGAGCCUUAUGUUAAACUUAUGAAUUAUAGGGACACAUGAUUGUCCAUAGUUCACUCAUGCUGGGACAUUCACCAUUGUGCUACACAGAAGGUGCUCACUACCCUAAAUGUUAUUUUCCAAAAAGUUAAAAAUGUUAUUAGUAGGGUAUAUUUCUAAUAAAUAUCUUUUUUUCUCUCCCAAUCUUCAAACAGGCAUACCUUUAACCCUGGAGAUGUCCAGGUAAUAUAUGAUAUUUGUUAUAUAUGAUUAGUUGUAAUGUAACCAGUGAUGUAGUGAUUCUGCCAAAUGAAAUAGGAUGAUAUCAAUCAUAAAACCGUUCCAUUUUUAUUCUGAGGUUACGUUACUGACAGGCAUCGCACAAGUUCUUUUUUACCAUGAUUAAUGUGUGUCCUCUGCUUUCAGGCAUUUGUGGCAGCGGUCAUGGCAGCUGGCUGGCCUUUGAGAGGUAAGUCUUAUAAAUAUCAACACUGGUUUUAACCCAGAAUACAUGAUGAUCUCAAUCCAACUUGAACUCUCUCACUGAUUACUUGAUGAUGAAGGAAGAUCUGAUAUUCUGUAUAGUGUACUUCAAAUACCAUUAGAAUUGAAGUAUGGAAAUUGACUAAAAGUGGCUGUUUUAUUGCAGGCAGCUGAAUGGAUGGAUACUCUUGGGAUAGAAGAUCAACUUUGAAUUUUAAUAAAUUUUUGUAAACCAUC
Molecule: messenger RNA, 1856 nt
Organism: Pipistrellus kuhlii (Kuhl's pipistrelle)
Lineage: Eukaryota; Metazoa; Chordata; Mammalia; Chiroptera; Vespertilionidae
Exons: 9
Coding region: 1-567 (188 amino acids)
Source: RefSeq, a predicted model, not a curated record